AUGUCUUCCAGACCAGAGUUGAAGGUCGACGACGAGCACGGAUUCAUCCGUUUCUUCAAGUCUCUGCCCACAGUAAGCGAUGAGACCGUCCGAAUAUUCGACCGAGGCGACUGGUACACUGCCCAUGGCGACGAUGCCAACUUCAUUGCCCGAACUGUCUACAAGACCACCUCCGUGGUCCGCCAGCUGGGCAAGAAUGACCACACCGGCCUGGCAUCAGUGACCAUGACCGUCACUGUCUUUCGACAAUUCCUCCGAGAAGCACUCUUCAAGCUCGGCAAGCGAGUCGAGAUCUGGUCAAGCGUUGGCGGCCGCAUGAACUGGAAGAUCGCCAAACAAGCCUCUCCAGGAAAUCUCCAAGACGUGGAAGAAGAUUUGGGAGGCCAAUUCGAUGGUGCGCCCAUGAUCAUGGCCGUCAAGUUCUCCGCAAAGGCUAGCGAGGCACGAAGCGUCGGUGUGUGCUUCGCGGACGCCAGUGUUCGCGAAUUGGGAGUCAGCGAGUUUCUCGACAAUGACUUAUACUCCAACUUCGAGGCUCUUCUAAUCCAGCUCGGAGUCAAGGAGUGCCUGAUACAGUUCGACAAGAGUGACAAGGACAAAGACCCCGAGUUGGCAAAAUUGAAGCAGAUCAUCAGCAAUUGUGGCAUUGCCAUGUCAGAGCGGCCUGCGGCGGACUUCGGGACCAAGGACAUUGAACAAGAUCUUGCAAGAAUACUGAAAGACGACCGUUCCGCCUCGAUGUUGCCACAGACAGACUUGAAGCUGGCCAUGGGAUCUGCCGCCGCGCUGAUCAAAUACCUCGCUGUCCUUCAGGAUCCCUCCAACUUCGGACAGUACCAGCUGUAUCAACAUGACCUCUCGCAAUUCAUGAAAUUGGACGCUGCUGCCCUGAAGGCUCUGAACUUGAUGCCAGGAGCACGUGAUGGCUCCAAGACCAUGAGUCUGUAUGGUCUGUUGAAUCACUGCAAGACGCCAGUGGGCAGCCGAUUGUUAUCCCAGUGGCUAAAGCAGCCUCUCAUGAGCAAGGACGAGAUUGAGAAGCGCCAGCAGCUGGUCGAGGCUUUCGUCAAUGACACUGAACUUCGACAGAUCAUGCAGGAGGAGCAUCUCAGAUCCGUUCCUGAUCUUUACCGACUGGCCAAAAAGCUGCAGCGGAACAAGGCCAACCUGGAAGAUGUUGUAAGAGCAUACCAGGUUAUAAUCCGACUGCCCGGAUUCAUUGGAACCUUUGAAGCAGUGAUGGACGAGGCGUACCGUGAUCCUCUGGAUGCCGCCUACACCACCAAACUGCGUGAGCUAUCUGAUAGUCUCGUCAAGCUCCAGGAGAUGGUGGAGACGACGGUGGACCUUGACGCGAUGGACCAGCACGAAUUCAAGAUCAAGCCCGAGUUCGACGAUAACCUGCGGGUCAUAAGCAAGAAGCUGGAUCACCUCCGACAUGACAUGAACAAGGAAUUUGUGAACGCAGCCAACGAUCUCGGCCAAGAGCAGGACAAGAAAAUCUUCCUCGAGAAUCACAAAGUACAUGGAUGGUGCAUGCGACUUACGCGAGCUGAGGCGGGAUGUAUUCGCAACAAAAAGGAGUACAAGGAGUGCUCAACGCAGAAGAACGGCGUCUACUUUACCACUAAUCAUCUUCUCAGCAUUCGCCGCGAAUUCGACCAGUUGUCACAAAACUACAACCGCACACAGAGCGGCCUGGUCAAUGAGGUCGUCGGCGUUGCGGCGUCAUACUGCCCGGUCCUCGAGAAACUGGCAGGUGUCCUCGCUCACUUGGACGUCAUUGUGUCCUUCGCCCACUGCUCUGCACACGCCCCGAUCUCCUAUGUACGGCCCACGGUACAUGAGCGCGGGCAAGGCCGAACGAUCCUCAAGGAGGCUCGCCAUCCGUGCAUGGAGAUGCAGGAUGACGUACAGUUCAUCACCAACGACGUGGAGCUCACGCGGGACAAGUCCUCAUUCCUUAUCAUCACAGGCCCAAAUAUGGGCGGCAAGUCCACAUAUAUCCGCCAGAUCGGCGUGAUCGCUCUGAUGGCUCAAGUCGGCUGCUUUGUGCCGUGCAGCGAGGCAGAACUGACCGUGUUCGACUCCAUCCUUGCACGAGUAGGCGCAAGCGACUCCCAACUCAAGGGCGUCUCGACCUUUAUGGCCGAGAUGCUGGAGACGGCCAACAUCCUGAAGUCCGCGACAGCGGAAUCCCUAAUCAUCAUCGACGAGCUGGGUCGCGGUACAUCGACCUAUGACGGCUUCGGGCUAGCAUGGGCGAUAUCCGAGCACAUCGUCAAAGAGAUUGGCUGCUUCGCCUUGUUCGCGACGCACUUCCACGAGCUGACGGCGCUGGCGGAGCAGUACCCUCAAGUCACGAACCUGCACGUCACAGCGCAUAUAAGCGGUACGGGCAACGACAAGGACAGCAAGAGGGAGGUGACGCUGCUGUACAAGGUCGAGCCGGGCAUCUGCGACCAGAGCUUUGGUAUCCACGUUGCCGAGCUGGUGCGUUUCCCGGACAAGGUGGUCCGCAUGGCGAAGCGCAAGGCAGACGAACUGGAGGACUUCACGACCAAGCAUGAGGAGGGGGCAGUGGGCAAGUACAGCAAGCAGGAUGUGGAAGAGGGGAGCGCAAUGCUGAAGGAGGUGCUCGUGCGCUGGAAGGAGCAGGUGCAGGGCGGGGAGAUGAGCAAGGACGAGAUGGUGGCCAAGCUGAGGGAGUUGGUCAAGGCUGAUGCGAGGCUGACCAAGAACCCAUUUUUUGAGAGCGUCCAAGCCUUGUGA
This is a messenger RNA of Diaporthe citri, 2772 nucleotides long. RefSeq lists its product as uncharacterized. The record is from RefSeq and is a predicted model, not a curated record. Gene Ontology annotation, biological process: mismatch repair; mitotic recombination. Lineage: Eukaryota; Fungi; Ascomycota; Sordariomycetes; Diaporthales; Diaporthaceae. The transcript has 2 exons. Gene Ontology annotation, cellular component: nucleus; MutSalpha complex. The coding region runs from base 1 to 2772 and encodes 923 amino acids. Gene Ontology annotation, molecular function: ATP binding; mismatched DNA binding; ATP-dependent DNA damage sensor activity.